Molecule: messenger RNA, 5509 nt
Organism: Ctenocephalides felis (cat flea)
Lineage: Eukaryota; Metazoa; Arthropoda; Insecta; Siphonaptera; Pulicidae
Gene: vir
Product: protein virilizer
Cellular component (GO): RNA N6-methyladenosine methyltransferase complex
Molecular function (GO): RNA binding
Source: RefSeq, a predicted model, not a curated record
AUCGAAUUUUUUGUCAAUGAUUUAAGCAAACCUGGAGCCUCGACAUUUGAAAGUCUUGGAGGGUUCGAGUACAGCCAAAAUGGUAGAAUACAUUUAGAAUGUGAAGCAACUGAAGAUGUUCGUAAAAUUCCAACAGAUGGGCUAGUAUUGCGUGGGUGGUAUACAACAAUAACACUGGCUGUAUAUGGGUGUGUCACCAAAAAUAUUGCAGAAACUAUUCCACCGACACCAGUUUCUGGUGCUCAGAGCUCUGUUAACCCAGUCAUGCAGAUACAUCCUGAAACAGAACAUCAACAGCAACAGGCAAUUACUCCCAUUCAAAAUACUGAGUGGCAGCAACAGGAAAUGCCUUCAAUGAUGCAAAUAGAUAAUUAUAUUGAUGGUCAAGCCUCUACUGAUGUUUAUAAUACACCAGGAUAUAAUGAAAGUUAUGAGAGUCAAGCCUACACUAAUAAUUAUUAUGAUCCGAAUGUUCCUAAAGAUCCUAGAACAUUUCAGCAUGAUGAAAAUGAAGAUUGGCAAAAUACAAGAGAUAAAACUACAACUAAUGUUACACCAUUAUCAGAACAACAUGAGAUUGAGAUAUCAAGAACUCAUCGAAGAUCGACCUCAAGUGAUGGAAAUUGUGAUAGGAAACAAAGUGCUGGUUAUUCACGAUCACCAAGUCGCGACCGAGACUAUAAAAAGCUUGAUUAUAGAUCUAGAUCACCAAGUACGGAAUAUAGGUCUAACUAUAGCCAUAAAAGAGAUCAUAGAUCUCGAGAUUCAUCUUAUGAUAAUGAUCGAAGUUAUAAUCGUUGCCGAGAUACGAGUUACGACCGAGAUGAAGUUAAAGCUAAACGUCCCAGAACACCUCCAAUGGAAAGACCAAGAACACCAGAAGAAUUGGAUAUCAAGUUAUCACCUGUCGACUCCUUACAAUCUGAAGAUGAAAAAUUGCCAGAGUAUGAUUCCAAAUAUAAUUUAAGUAAAGGCAAAAACCAUCCAAUACUUGAUGAUAAAAAGAUAGAGAGAAUAAAAGUUAUAAGUCCGCGAUCAAUGAAUAAUACACCCGGUACACCAUUGGAAUCUCCAGCCGAUGAGGGUUUGUCUGUAGACGAAGAACAGUUUGAACCAAUUCUAAGUGAUGAAGAUAUUGCUGAUGAAAAUGAUAGCCAAUUUGCUGACGAUUACGACUACAUGGAAUACUUAAAUAAUGAUGAUAUUGUUAAAUUAUUUGAUCCGUUUAAUAUGGAACUAAUUAAAUAUAAGAAGGAAGCAGAUAAUGAAGUAUCAGAAAAUUUAUUGACCUUGUGUCAUAUUUUAAAAGAAAAUAUGAACAUUUGUUCAGUAGAAUCUUUUAAACUAUUAACAACAGAUUUGAAAGAAGCCUGGAUUGAAGUUUUAGAACAAUUACCUAGUUUGCUUAAUACCAUUUCCUCAAAGGAAAUAUUAUCAAUUGAUAAAGAUAUUCUUGAUCUUUUGAUCUGUUGGUUAGAUAUCAGUUUGCAAUUUGAUUUGGCCUUAUCCAAUCAGCAGCCUGGUUUUAAAAUCCGACACAUUAAAUGCGGAAUAAGAGUAUGUGAAAGUUUCUGUAUGCAUCAUGAUGUAUUCAAAACAGUUUUAUCCAGAAAACAUAAUGUAAUAAAAUCUUUGUUGGAUCUUUAUUUCAAAGAUUACAUGUCAUUGUCAAUUAAAUUAAUGAUUAUCAAAGCUUUGGACAUGCUGCUAAGCAAUGCAAAAACUGUAGAAUAUUUUCUCGAAAAUGAAGAUCUUCAGAUUGUAGAUGAGUCUAAGAAUAUACUCACAGGCAACGGUUAUAAAAUAUUGUUGUCCAUGUUGCAGAAAAAUCCAUUGUCUCGAAUUAAAUUUGCAAUAAAAUCUUUAUUAAGAAAAUUGCAUAUAUUUGAAGUAUUGAAAAAGCUGAAACGAACUAUAGAAUUAGUGGCACAAUGUCUGAAUGAUAUUAAAGAUGUUUAUGUCAAAAAUCUCUCUUUGGCACAACCUAGAAGAUUUUUACCUGUUAAUUCGCAGUUUGAUACAUCAUACGAAGCAUAUGAUCGCACUGCCUUGUUUGACUUUUUUGGUGCACAUAAAACAUUAGAAUGCAUUUCGUUGAUUUUUAACCAUCCAGCAGCAGCAAAUAUAUCAAUUUUAAUUUCUCCAAUUAUUGAACUAUUAACAGUUAUAUGCAAGAACUAUGAUGGUUUAGUAUUUUUAAGUGAAAAUUUGGCCAUUGUUAAUGUGUUAGUACGAAGUUUAUUACAGACGCAUUGCGAAGAGGAAUUAGUAGAUGUUAGGUCUCAGAAUUUAGGACUAGAAAUAUCAUAUAAACUACAGACUUUGUAUCACAUGGAGUACUUGUCUGAUAUUUAUAAGCAAAAUAAUGAAUUUGUAGAUCAGCUCCAUUAUCUUUUCUGUUUGUGUCUAAAUUCUACAGGAAGAGUACAUGUUUCUGAUGUUUUGGCAAUGAGUAAUCACAUUAAAGUACUCCUUAGCAUAUUUAUGACGGAAAAGCCUGAAUCAAAGUAUAGAGAUGAGACCGGGAUUAAAUUAAAAUCAACUGCACUAGGUUAUGCAGUAGACCUAAUUGAUAUUGUGGUAAAAAAUGUUUCUGAUGUUUCUUAUCUGAAAAAAUAUGGCAAAAAAAUUUUGGAAUUGACUAGACAACAUGAAUACUAUGAAACAAGUGUGGCAUCUAAAUUACAAGAAAUUUUAGUAUAUGUAUCACCUAUUGAUAGAGGCAAUAUUUUUAAUUGUGAUGAUAUAUCGGGGUUAUGUGAGUUUUUGAAGAAAUGUGUUGACACAGCAACUGCUUUCCCUGGUGAUUUAAUCACAUGUGUUCGUGUUCUAAAAUUCCUAGCAAUCUCAGAAAAAGAUGGAUUUCAAAGCAAACCAGACCACAUUGAACUUAAAUAUAAACAUGUGACCUUGCAGUUAUAUUCUGGUGAUGGAGUUAGCAGCUUAGUUCAAAUUCUAGAAAAAAUUUGUUCGCAUUUUGCACAACCCGGACUACACACUUCCAACUUGGUGUCAAACCAAGGCUUAUUAGCGGCUCAAAUUAUAUAUCCAUCAUGUCAACUUUUAAGAAAAAUGCUUAGUUAUGUAAUAGCUUGUCGGGAUAACAUGUUCAAAGAUUUGACCGCAAUUAGUACUUUGCUUAAAGUAUAUAAUCUUAUGUAUAAUUACCCAAUGAAUUGUCCAGCUUGGUCAAUGUCCAGAAAAAUUUUAGAAGAAGUUGUUAACACCUUAUUGGCAUAUACACAACCCAUAUCUUUAGAAAUGAAUGAUACAGAAUCUUUACAGAAAAGCUUAUGGAGCUUAUUAAUUGGGGAAAUUUUAAAAUUCACAAUGGACGGCCCUAGUUGUUUCAUACCAGGUUUAAUGGUAUUAUCAGAAAUGCUACCUCUACCACUACCUUUAAUGACUAAACAAUAUAUAAAUGAUGAUGAAAUUAAUACAAUAUUGACAUAUAGAAAACUGUGGUCAGCACAUUUACAUUGUCAGCAAACUGCUCUAAUGGAAAUGAUACAAACCUUAUGCCAAUCUAGCUUCCAACCUCUCAAUUACAUUUUGCGUAAAGUUUGUUUACAGAUUGCUGAUCUUGCGCCUAAUAUGGCAGUAUUAGUUUCCAAAGCUUUAAUUGAUCUGUUACUAGAAGAGUCAAUAACAAUUCCAUUGAAUCAAAAUGCAUCAAGGUUACUUUAUUUCUUUGCAUGCCUUUUGUCACAUGGAAGUAUUAAAAUAUCAGUGGUUUCUUCCAUCACAAGUAGUUUUGUUACAUUUUUGUGUACAGUGCUUAGGACAGCGAAUGACUCAGCUACACAUUUGCAAGGACAAGAUUAUGUGCUCAAUAUUAUCCAAAGUAUUUUUGAUACAGAAAUUAAACUUGUGAGUUUUGAUGGUGAUUUAGAUCAGUUUUUGGCAAAUGUCAUUCCUAGUAAAGACAUUUUUAUUGCUUUGAUAACAGGAGUGUUAGAAAAUGUUAUCCAAGUGAAUUCUUUAUCAUGUUUGCCAGCUGUAAUACGGAUAUUGAGUCUUAUAGCUGAACAUAAUUAUGGAUUUUAUUAUAUGAAACAAUUUUUACUGAAGAAACCGUUAGUUGUGCUAACAAUAUUCCAAAGGAUUUUAGAUCUUUUUAAAACUAAUUCAGACUGUUUAACGUUGUUAAGUACUUUACUAGAAUUUUUACAGUAUAUAUCAGUGUCUGAAGAAAUAGAUAGCAUUUUACCAAGACGGACUUCUAUUUUAUCCCACCAGGAUCUAAUUACAGCGGUAGCUUGGGAAGAUAACAAAGAACAUCCAAUCCAACUUUUGGACAAAAUGCUUCAUGAAUCAUUGCAAGAGGGCAAUGAAGAAAUUUAUAGCAGAGUUAAGGAGAAUUUGAAAAAAUUUCUGAGUAUCUUAGAAAAAUCAAGUGAGAAUUCAGAUAACAAUGCAGAGUUACUAAUAGAACCUUCAUUGCCAGAGCCUUUGAAUCUUAUAACACAAUUUAAUAAAAGAAUUGUACAUGUUGGUGAAGUAAAUGAAGAUAAGUUGACUUCAUCAUAUUGGUUUAAUAUGUCUAAUUGUGAUGAAGAACAAGAAAUGGAUCAGACAACAUGUGAUCUUUCUGAGAUUGUUCGAACUUUGCUUCCUUCUGAAACCAAUAUUAUAUCUGAUGUUAAAAAACUACUUCGGUUGUCCAGCGAUGGGAAUGAAAGGGAUGAUGAUGGUACAGAUAGUAUUAUUAAUAACAGUAAUUCUAGUGCCAGACCAAUGUUCCGCACAAUGAAGAUGGAUGUAAAUAAGGAGAAUAAUCGAAUGCCAUUUGUUGCUCCAAUGCGCGGCCGCGGCGGUUAUAUGGGAAGAGGUCUGCAUGGUGCAAGUGGUGGGCAUCAUGCCAUGCAUGCCGGCUCUCCUGGUGGAGUUGCAUCUGGACAUCAUACCGUUUUGGACGCAUUCAGAUCUAGGCCGCCAAACACUUCUCGACCUCCUUCUCUUCAUGUUGAUGAUUUUCAGGCAUUAGAAACGCGUGGAGCUCAGCCAACAGGUCCAACUGGCUAUAAUAGAAUUCCUAGAGACUUACUGGGCACUCGUCCAGCACAGCAUUUACCUCCUUAUCGCCAUAGCAAUCGUGGACGCGUAACAUCCUGGCCUUCACCACAUCAUGGGGGUUCUGUAGCAAUAAGUGAUUAUCAUCAUGACCCAGCCUAUUCUGCCGAUCACUUUGGUUCACCAAAUGGAACGGGCAAUGGUACGGUCGUUGGCAGACAACAUAGGGGGGCUCAUCCUCGAGCAAUAGGACAACAGAGAUCUUUCAUGAGAUAGCACAUGCAGGAACAAUCUCAACCUCUAUCGACUGAAGAUAUUGAAAAUACAUUAGAAUUGAAACCUAGUGUAUGAUGUGAUCCAGCAAGCCAUUAAUAAUUUUUUGGAGUCAACUAGUGUUUAGUUAAUAGCAAUGUGUUCCAUGAUACAAAUUAAUAAUAUAUAACAACUUUUUCUUGUGACCUCAUGGUGCGAAUCGAUAUUAUUUUUUAUGGUUGAA